UCAACCAUGACUGAAUGGCAAUUUCGAAAAUAAAAAUCAUACAUCCCAACCAAAACCCUAGAUAUAAAUAACACCUCGGGCUUGAUCAGCCACUCUGUCUCCUUCACAAUACCCUAAGAGCAGCAGCUGUUUCCAAACUCUUGAAUUGGUCAGAAAUGAAGGUUGUUGCAGCUUACUUGUUGGCCGUGUUGGGUGGCAACACCUGUCCUCCUGCCGAUGACCUGAAAAACAUCCUCGGUUCAGUUGGAGCUGAGACCGAUGAUGACAGGAUUGAGUUGCUCUUGUCUCAAUUGAAGGACAAAGAUAUCACUGAGGUGAUUGCAGCCGGAAGAGAGAAGUUGGCUUCAGUUCCUGCCAGCGGUGGUGCAGUUGCUGUAGCUGCACCUGCUGCAGCAGGAGGUGCUGCUGCCCCUGCUGCUACUGAAACAAAGAAGGAAGAGAAAGUUGAAGAGAAAGAAGAGUCAGAUGAUGAUAUGGGCUUCAGUCUCUUCGAAUAAAAACUGCAAACAGUCAACCAAUUCUUUUGAAGUUAUUGUCAAGUUAAUUUUAGAAAAUUCACAUUGUUCUUUGUUUGGGUACUAGACUUGCCUAGGAAACCAGGAUUUUGUUUUUAAGUGAACAAGUUGCAGAUAUUGGGAUAUAAUAUUCUCAAGUUUGAGUUUA
Olea europaea var. sylvestris is the source of this 663-nucleotide messenger RNA. RefSeq names its product 60S acidic ribosomal protein P2B-like. The transcript has 4 exons. The record is from RefSeq and is a predicted model, not a curated record. Gene Ontology annotation, molecular function: structural constituent of ribosome. Gene Ontology annotation, biological process: cytoplasmic translational elongation. Bases 156 to 497 code for a protein of 113 amino acids. NCBI's taxonomy places the organism in Eukaryota, Viridiplantae, Streptophyta, Magnoliopsida, Lamiales, Oleaceae. Gene Ontology annotation, cellular component: cytosolic large ribosomal subunit; ribosome.